GGAAUCCAGAGCCAUGGCAAUAGCAAAUAUGGUUCUUGGGCUGAAAGAAAUUCAAAUUCGUGGAGAAAUUAGGACUAACGUUGACUACACGAUCGACCUUCUACAUGCUUCUGAUUACCGGGAGAACAAAAUACACACUGGUUGGUUGGACAGUAGGAUUGCUAUGCGGGUUAGAGCAGAGAGGCCUCCGUGGUAUCUCUCUGUUGUCGGCGGGGCUCUCCAUAAAGCAUCAACCACCAGUGCUGCUGUGGUUUCAGAUUACGUUGGUUACCUAGAAAAGGGGCAAAUUCCCCCAAAGCACAUAUCUCUUGUGCAUUCUCAAGUGUCACUGAAUAUUGAAGGCACUAAAUAUACGAUUGAUGUAGUUAGGGGUGGAUCAGGAUCCUACAGGCUAAGAAUGAAUAACUCAGAAGUUGUAUCAGAAAUACACACUCUACGUGAUGGAGGUCUGUUGAUGCAGUUGGAUGGUAAAAGCCAUGUGAUAUAUGCAGAGGAAGAAGCUGCAGGAACUCGUCUUCUCAUUGACGGAAGAACUUGUUUACUACAGAAUGAUCACGAUCCUUCGAAGUUGAUGGCUGAAACACCGUGCAAGUUGCUGAGGUAUUUGGUUUCAGACGACAGCAAUAUUGACGCUGAUACGCCUUAUGCCGAAGUUGAGGUCAUGAAGAUGUGCAUGCCACUUCUUUCACCUGCUUCAGGAGUUAUCCAUUUCAAAAUGUCUGAAGGACAAGCCAUGCAGAUUGAUGUAGUUAGGGGUGGAUCAGGAUCCUACAGGCUAAGAAUGAAUAACUCAGAAGUUGUAUCAGAAAUACACACUCUACGUGAUGGAGGUCUGUUGAUGCAGUUGGAUGGUAAAAGCCAUGUGAUAUAUGCAGAGGAAGAAGCUGCAGGAACUCGUCUUCUCAUUGACGGAAGAACUUGUUUACUACAGAAUGAUCACGAUCCUUCGAAGUUGAUGGCUGAAACACCGUGCAAGUUGCUGAGGUAUUUGGUUUCAGACGACAGCAAUAUUGACGCUGAUACGCCUUAUGCCGAAGUUGAGGUCAUGAAGAUGUGCAUGCCACUUCUUUCACCUGCUUCAGGAGUUAUCCAUUUCAAAAUGUCUGAAGGACAAGCCAUGCAGCCUGGUGAACUUAUAGCCACACUUGAUCUUGAUGAUCCUUCUUCUGUAAGAAAGGCUGAACCCUUCCAUGGAAGUUUCCCAAAAUUAGGGUUUCCAACCGCAGUUUCUGGCAAAGUUCAUCAGAGAUGUGGUGCAACUUUACAUGCUGCUCGCAUGAUUCUUGCUGGAUAUGGCCAUAAAGUAGAUGAGGUUGUUCAAGACUUACUUAAUUGCCUUGACAGCCCUGAACUGUCGUUUCUUCAGUGGCAAGAGUGCUUUGCUGUUCUAGAAACACGACUACCUAAAGAUCUCAGGAACAUGCUGGAAUCAAAGUACAAGGAAUUUGAGAUUGUCUCCAAAAACCCCCUGACCAGAGAUUUCCCUGCGAAAAUCUUAAAAGGCACUCUUGAGGCUCAUUUAUUAUCUUGUGAUGAGAAAGAGAGAGGUUCCCUUGAACGGCUCAUUGAACCAUUGAUGAGCCUGGUGAAGUCUUAUGAAGGUGGUAGAGAAAGUCAUGCCCGUGUGAUUGUUCAUUCUCUCUUUGAAGAAUAUCUAUCAGUUGAAGAAUUAUUCAACGAAAACAUGCUGGCUGAUGUUAUAGAAAGCAUGCGUCAACUAAACAAGAAAGAUCUAUCAAAGAUUGUCGAUAUCGUACUUUCACACCAGGGAAUAAAAAGCAAAAACAAACUUGUUCUUCAACUCAUGGAGCAGCUUGUUUUCCCUAAUCCUACAGCAUACAGAGAUAAACUUCUCCGAUUCUCAACACUUAACCAUACUAAUUACUCUGAGUUGGCACUCAAGGCGAGUCAAUUGCUUGAACAGACAAAACUUAGUGAACUUCGUUCAAACAUUGCUAGAAGCCUGUCAGAGUUAGAAAUGUUUAUGGAGGAUGGAGAAAAUAUGGAUACCCCCAAGAGAAAAAGUGUCAUUAGUGAAAGGAUGGAGGAUCUUGUGAGCGCAUCUUUAGCUGUUGAAGAUGCUCUCGUGGGACUAUUUGACCACAGCAAUCACACACUCCAAAGACGGGUUGUUGAGACUUAUAUUCGCAGAUUAUACCAGCCCUAUGUCAUUAAAGAAAGCGUGAGGAUGCAGUGGCACCGUUCUGGUCUUAUUGCUUCCUGGGAGUUCCUAGAGGAGGAGCAUAUGGAUAUAAAAAACAUUGGCUUAGACAAGACAUCUGAAGAAGUGUUUCUUGAGAAACGUCGCAAGAAAAAAUGGGGGGCUAUGGUUAUAAUCAAAUCGCUACAGUUUCUGCCAAGUAUAAUAAGUGCAGCAUUGAGAGAAAUAAACCACAACGACUAUGAAACUGCCGGAGCUUCUUUAUCUGGCAAUAUGAUGCACAUUGCUAUUGUGGGCAUCAACAAUCAGAUGAGUCUGCUUCAGGACAGUGGGGACGAGGACCAAGCUCAGGAAAGAGUAAACAAGUUGGCCAAAAUUCUUAAUGACGAGGAAGUGAGUUUGAGCCUCUGUUCUGCUGGUGUUGAUGCAAUCAGCUGUAUAAUUCAGCGAGAUGAAGGACGACCACCCAUGAGACAUUCUUUCCAUUGGUCCAUGGAUAAACAGUAUUAUGUAGAAGAGCCGUUGCUGCGACAUCUUGAACCUCCUCUAUCCAUAUACCUUGAGUUGGAUAAGCUAAAAGGGUACUCAAAUUUACAGUAUACACCUUCAAGAGACCGUCAGUGGCAUAUGUAUACUGUUACAGACAAGCCAGUGCCAAUCAAAAGGAUGUUCCUUAGGUCUCUGGUUCGAGAAGCUACAAUGAAUGAUGGGUUUAUCUCACAGCAAGGGCAGGACUACCAACUUAGCCAAACACUGCUCUCCAUGGCGUUUACGUCGAAAUGCAUUCUGAGGUCUUUGAUGAAUGCCAUGGAGGAACUGGAACUGAAUGCACAUAAUGCUGUCAGUGCCAUGAAACCAGACCAUGCACAUAUGUUCUUAUGCAUACUAAGUGAGCAGCAGAUAGAUGAUCUUGUGCCUUACCCCAGGAGAAUUGAAGUGAAUGCGGAAGAUGAAGAAACUAGAGUUGAGAUGAUCUUAGAAGAAGCAACACGAGAGAUACAUAGGUCUGUUGGAGUAAAAAUGCACAGGUUGGGUGUUUGCGAGUGGGAAGUGCGACUGUGGCUGGGGUCCUCGGGACUAGCAAAUGGCGCUUGGAGGGUCGUGGUUGCAAAUGUGACAGGCCGUACAUGCACUAUCAAUAUAUACCGAGAAGUGCAAGCUACUGGGAGUAACAGUUUAAUCUACCACUCAAUAAGUAAGAAGGGACCUUUGCAUGAAACCCCAAUCAACGGUCAAUAUAAACCACUGAAUCAUCUGGACAGGAAACGUCUAGCCGCAAGGAGGAGUAACACUACGUAUUGCUAUGACUUCCCCUUGUCAUUUGAGACAGCAUUGGAGAUGUUGUGGGCAUCACAACACCCGGGAGUCAGGAAACCAUGCAAGAAUACUCUCAUCAACGUCAAAGAGCUUGUAUUCUCCAAUCCAGAAGGUUCUUCGGAUACAUGUCUUAUUCCGGUUGAAAGACCAGCGGGUCUUAACGACUUUGGAAUGGUGGCCUGGAGCUUAGAGAUAUCUACUCCUGAAUUUCCUAUGGGACGGAAACUUGUCGUAGUAGCCAAUGAUGUCACAUUCAAAGCUGGUUCUUUUGGUCCUAGAGAGGAUGCAUUUUUCCUUGCUGUGACUGAACUGGCUUGUUCCCAGAAGCUUCCAUUGAUUUACUUGGCAGCAAAUUCUGGCGCCCGACUCGGUGUAGCUGAAGAAGUUAAAGCCUGCUUCAAAGUUGGGUGGUCGGAUGAAGUUUCCCCCGAGAAUGGUUUUCAGUAUAUAUACCUGAGCUCUGAAGACCAUUCAAGGAUUGGAUCAUCUGUCAUUGCGCACGAAAUGAAGCUCCCUAGUGGCGAAACAAGGUGGGUGAUUGAUACGAUUGUUGGUAAAGAAGAUGGUAUCGGAGUUGAAAAUCUAACAGGCAGUGGGGCAAUAGCGGGUGCUUACUCAAGGGCGUACAAUGAAACUUUUACUUUGACCUUUGUUAGUGGAAGAUCGGUAGGAAUCGGUGCUUAUCUUGCCCGCCUGGGCAUGAGAUGCAUACAGAGAGUAGACCAGCCGAUCAUCUUGACCGGCUUUUCUACGCUCAACAAGCUGCUUGGGCGUGAAGUCUAUAGCUCUCACAUGCAACUUGGUGGCCCUAAAAUCAUGGGCACUAAUGGUGUUGUUCAUCUUACAGUCUCAGAUGAUCUUGAAGGCGUAUCAGCAAUUCUCAACUGGCUGAGCUACAUUCCUGCUUACGUGGGUGGUCCUCUUCCUGUUCUUGCCCCUGUAGAUUCACCAGAGAGAAGUGUGGAGUACGUCCCAGAGAAUUCUUGUGACCCACGAGCCGCUAUAGCUGGGAUCAACGACAGUAGUGGUAAAUGGCUUGGUGGCAUCUUUGAUAAAAAUAGCUUUGUUGAGACUCUUGAAGGCUGGGCAAGGACAGUAGUGACUGGGAGAGCAAAGCUGGGGGGUAUACCCGUGGGAGUGGUUGCCGUCGAGACACAAACUGUAAUGCAGAUAAUCCCGGCAGAUCCAGGGCAGCUAGAGUCUCAUGAGAGAGUGGUUCCACAAGCAGGGCAAGUCUGGUUUCCUGAUUCAGCAGCCAAGACAUCUCAAGCGCUCAUGGAUUUCAACCGGGAACAGCUUCCAUUGUUUAUCCUAGCAAACUGGAGAGGUUUUUCUGGUGGGCAGAGAGAUCUUUUUGAAGGAAUACUUCAGGCUGGUUCAAAUAUAGUAGAAAAUCUGAGAACAUAUGGACAGCCAGUGUUCGUGUACAUCCCAAUGAUGGGAGAACUGCGAGGUGGAGCGUGGGUGGUUGUUGAUAGCCAGAUAAAUUCAGAUUAUGUUGAAAUGUAUGCUGAUGAAACCGCUCGUGGAAAUGUGCUUGAGCCUCAAGGAAUGAUAGAGAUAAAAUUUAGAAGAAAAGAGCUGUUAGAGUGCAUGGGAAGGUUGGACCAGAAGCUAAUCAAUCUGAAAGCAAAGAUCCAAGAUGCCAAGCAAAACGAGGCGGCGUAUGCAAACAUCAAGCUUCUCCAGCAACAGAUUAAAACCCGAGAGAAGCAGCUUUUACCUGUUUAUAUCCAAAUCGCCACCAAAUUUGCGCAACUUCAUGACACUUCCAUGAGAAUGGCUGCAAAAGGAGUGAUCAAAAGUGUUGUAGAAUGGAGCGGCUCGCGAAGCUUCUUCUAUAAAAAGCUAUAUCGGAGAAUUGCAGAGAGCUCUCUUGUGAAGAAGAUAAGAAAAGCGUCUGGAGACAAGUUAUCAUAUAAAUCUGCAAUGGGUUUAAUUCAGGAAUGGUUCUGCAAAUCCGAGAUUGCAAAGGGGAAAGACGAAGCUUGGACAGACGACCAACUGUUCUUUACAUGGAAGGACAAUGCUAGUAACUACGAGCAUAAGCUGUGUGAGUUGAGAGCGCAGAAACUGCUGAAUCAACUUGCAGAGAUUGGGAAUUCGUUGGAUUUGCAGGCUUUACCUCAGGGACUUGCUAAUCUUCUAAACAAGGUGGAGCUUUCAAGAAGGGAACAACUGGUGGAUGCGAUUCGAAAAGUGUUGGGAUGAUGAUAUCUAUAUAAAUAGGUUUAGCUUCGGUUCCAUUAAAGAUGGUGUUUUUGGAGUUGCUCGUGUCCUACGGUGACACAAGUUAUUUGAUUGAAACUAGAUUUUAAACGAUCUUCUUCCUCACAUUUGUUAGCCUACAUAAUUUAGCUGCGCAAUAGUUUAUUCAACACUCAAGGGAGAAAAUAUAUAUAAGUAUU
This is a messenger RNA of Camelina sativa (false flax), 5886 nucleotides long. Lineage: Eukaryota; Viridiplantae; Streptophyta; Magnoliopsida; Brassicales; Brassicaceae. The record is from RefSeq and is a predicted model, not a curated record.